AGAGAGCGAGCGAGCGCCUCGGGCCUGGCGCGGACAGAGCCCUUGGGGGGCCCUGCAGUGGCGGGGCGCCGCCGUGGCUGAGGAGGCGACCCAUCUCUCGCCGUCGCCGCCGCCGCCUCCGGUGUCCAUCGGCGGGGCCUCGCCUCAGGCCCUCCCACAGCAGGGCCUCGCUUCCCCUGCAAACUGAGGCUUUCCAUCCCCUGAAAGAGGCAGCGGCUCUUUCUCUUCUUAAUAAAUCCAUAAGGUUUGAGGGGUUCCGUUUCUGGGAGGCCAGGGAUGAGUGAGCGUUUAGCAUAUGCUCAGAGGCGCUCUUGCCCGACCGCCCCCCCCCCAUCGCCUCGCGCGUUUUAUUUCACACGUCCUUGGCUUGAGCCUUUGCGUUGUACCCUGCUAGGAAAAGACCCUCCCUGCUCAUAUUUGUAAGAGAGGGGCUUUGGGAUUAUCCUAGGAUUAUAUGAUAAGGGGAUAAGAAGGACGUUUUUGGCUGAUGGGCAUCUAAAAUGAGGAGCAACUUUGAAUUGCUUCUUUCAGAUAGCCAGGAUAGGUAAGUGGAGCUUCCAAGUCCAGCAGAAGUCUACCUCUUAAUGCCAGAAGUGCUUGUGUCUGUUUUAGGGUGGGGUGAGGGCUCCCUGCCUUUGUGGCCUCCUUGUAGGUUUGCCAAGGGGCAGUUUGGAAACUGGAUGUUUGAAGGAGUAGAUAGAGCAUUGGCCUGAGCCAAUGUUACUGCUGAGCCAUAUGGAGAGUUUAUAGCAAAAGACAGCUGGGUGCUAGCUGGCUGGAAGUCAAACCUGUCAGGCCAGUUUAAAGUUUGGCUGUGUGGCAAGUUGGCCAGUGUAGUGAUUGUUGGUCAUGGCAAUGUGGGUGGUGAGAGUCACCAAGCACAGCGCUUGGACGAAGGUGCCUAAGCAGGGUAGCCGAGUCCCCAGCACCUGCAUUAUCAUGCCUUCAAGGUGUGCCAGUCCAAAUGCCCACCAAAGCUGGUGGCGUAGUUCUUGACGUAACAUCUAAUUCCUGGAAACCUCUGCUCAGUAGCCUAAAACACUGCUACAGAUGGUAUAAGGGAAACAAUCAGGUGUUUUAGAGUAACUUAGGAUCUAGUGUGUUCAGUACAUUUCGAGGGCACUCUUGGAAAGCAUUGGCAAGGAAUACAUAUUACAUUAAAUCCCAUAACUUGGACACUUAAAGCUGCCUGAAACAUAAGGCUUUAAAUGCCAGAUUUGUUGGUUUUAGCUCUGUAUCAUGAGCUGAAAGCCUGACUUUUUCUGGUCUUAUGUGGUGAGGCUUUUCUUUUGUAGACUCGCCUGUAGAGGUAAUGCUUCGUGAAUAAAAGCACGAAGGUAGGCCUGUUCUGUAUGGAAACGGGACUUUAGUGCUAGCCCCAGGACAUCCCCUUGAAAAGCUGUGCAUUCCUGUCAAGGUUUGUAUCUGCUUCCUUACUUGAAUCGGCAACUAUCUGGCACAUUUGCAGAACUCUGCAGAUAACUUUUUGCACUUUGUUUCGUAAAUGAAUAAGUGCUCGUUCUUUCUUUGUGUAUUUGAGUUGCUUUUGAAUUGCUUCCCAUAAUUUUAUUUCAUACAAACUGAACAAUUGUGGCCCCUCUAUUUUAUUUAUAAAGGUUCAGUGUAUCUUUGCCUGCCUACAUCAAUCUGCAAGGGAGUUGCAGAAAAGCCUCAUGUUCAUCGAGCCGUGUGGGCAAGAAAACUUUUCCUUUAAAACUUUUCAACAGCGGGCAUAAAAAUUCUGCAGCUGAGGUCUUGAAGAAGGCAGAUGGGAGAUGAAACGAGGCAAAGGGUGAAGUUCACAGAUGAACGAGUCUGCAAGAGCCACCUUCUGGAUUGUUGCCCUCACGAUAUUUUAGCAGGAACGCGCAUGGACCUUGGAGAGUGUACAAAAAUUCAUGAUUUGGCACUAAGAGCAGAUUAUGAAAUUGCAAGUAAAGAGAGGGACCUGUUCUUUGAGUUGGACGCAAUGGACCACUUGGAAUCCUUCAUUGCUGAGUGUGACAGAAGAACUGAACUGGCAAAGAAACGACUUGCAGAAACACAGGAAGAGAUCAGUGCUGAAGUGGCUGCAAAGGCAGAAAAGGUGCAUGAACUAAAUGAAGACAUUGGCAAACUUCUGGCUAAAGCCGAGCAGCUGGGGGCUGAAGGGAAUGUGGAUGAAUCUCAGAAGAUACUGAUGGAAGUCGAGAAAGUCCGAGCAAAAAAGAAAGAAGCAGAGGAGGAAUACCGCAAUUCUAUGCCUGCAUCCAGUUUCCAGCAACAGAAGCUGCGUGUCUGUGAGGUCUGUUCUGCAUACCUUGGUCUCCAUGAUAACGAUCGCCGACUUGCUGAUCACUUUGGAGGCAAAUUGCACUUGGGCUUCAUUCAGAUUCGUGAGAAGCUGGACCAGUUGCGGAAAACUGUGGCAGAGAAACAGGAGAAGAGGAAUCAGGACCGGUUGAGACGGAGAGAAGAAAGAGAGCGAGAGGAGAGAACGGGUCAACGGUCUGGAUCCAGAAACAGAGAUCGCAGAAGGUCUCGCUCUCGAGAGCGGAGGCGAAGACGUUCGAGGUCCAUUUCCCGUGAGAAGCGAAAGUCCCGCUCCAAGUCCCGGGAACGAGAGAGGCACAGGCGCCAUCGCAGCCGUUCUGGCAGCCAUAGCCGAGGCCACCGGCGGGGAUCCAGAGACAGGAGUUCAAAACACAAAUCCUCUAGAGAUCGGUCUUCAAGGGAGAAAUCACGGGAAAGAGACAAGAAAGAGAAGAGCUCUUCUGAACGGCGACACGAAAGCACGAAUGGCAAAUCUCACCCUAAGAGAUCUGAAGAGAGGGAAGCCGGCGAGAUCUGAACUCCGGCCGCGAUCUGUAUUGUACUGUAUAUAUAGUCUUGAGAAAUGUUCUACACAGCCCAAAUUUUUCUCAUUUAUAUUAACUGAAUACAGCACAUUUUUUGUAGUUCUGAAUUUCUAUUGUUUCUGCAGGUAGCAAAGCCAGUAGUGUGACAGUUUCCUAUACUGUUGACUUGAGACUUUUGUCUUUUAAUUGAAAGAAACAAACUCAGUCGCUGGUCUUCAGUGCAGUUUAGCGACUUAAGCAGAAUGCAGCAGAAGCAGGCAGAAGAUGUGGGGUGGCGGGAUCAUAACGUGCUGUAAAAACUCGUGCUCCACCUGCCUAUGUUAAAACAUCACUUGCCUUUCUAUUGCAGACUUGAGUUCAUAACAUACUAAAGAACCUCAGCAGCGCUGGUACUCCCCCCCCUCCUUUUCUAAAUAUGGCAGGUUCAUGUAAUGUUUCUGAUAUCGAAGACUUCGCUAAAUAUGAACAAGCCAGAUUGGUCAAAAGUAACCUACACCACAGCCUAGCUUAAUAAAGUUGUUUUGGGACAGCUGUACAACAUGGCACAAUAUCUCUUCUUCUUUUUUGUUGUAGUAGUUGUAUUUAGAGCUUGGUGAAAGUAGCACAGCAUUUAAAAUUUAAAUGGAUGUUAAUUGGAUUAUUUUGUCAAGUUAUGCAACUCAUCAGUGUGAAUUUUGCACUUCGGGACUUCAUUUUUCUGUGUCUGCUUCCUAAUUUCCAGGUUGCCAGUAUUGAUCCCACUGAAUAUAAAUAAUGUUGUUCCCUGAUGGAGAGGUCCUGGUGUAAGUGGGAUGGGAUUCCUCACACUGCAGCCUCAAACCGGAAGGCACGUUAGAGCAAUUCCAUUAAGAGCAGUGUUCACAAUAGCACAGAAUGACUCUACCAAUUUGGCAGAUGAGGACCUGGCAUGGGGAGCUCUGUCGUGGGACAAACAAACAACUCCCACAUCUAGAUUGAUUUUGCAGUUACAGAGGGGUGGGGUGGGGGAGCAAGAUGCACUAUUCUUGUUGGCGGCAGUUAAGCAGAUUUGCAAUGCUGUCAAGACUGCAUUUGCGGUGACAACCUGAAACACAACUGGUAGGGUUGUGUCAAAGAGGUAGAGGGGCAUAAUCAUAGUCAUGUACUUCAGGUUCUUUUAAUAACUGCUGGUGGCAGCAGAAAACAGUCACGGUGCUGCUGCAGAGAGUGGUGUCCAGGGUACUAGGAGUUUUUGACUUUUUAUUUGUAUAAUUAUCUAGUAGCUUACUGACCAAUUCCUGUGUGCCUCUUCUUCCCUCCAACUUCUUUUUUUCCCUUUUUUUGUGCUGCAGAAUUGUGUUCAUCAAUGCAUGUUUAAUCAAGUUUCUUUUCCGUUUUAUUCUCACUGCUGAAUUCUACCUCCCCCCCCCCCCCGCCCCAAGAGGAGUGGUUGAGUGUGUGUGCUCUCAGCCUUUUGUGUCUUUGUGAGUGACUACCAGGAGAACUAAUGAGCCAGCAGAAGGAGCAGAUGUGUUUCCUUUGGGGGAAUCGGAUUCAGACCUACAGUUGCCCAUUGGGACAGGUAAUAUCUGGACAUGCUCAGACCUAGACUGUGUUGCCCUCUGGAAAGUCAGAGGACGCAGUGAGAAGCCAGCAAGGCAUAUCGUAUUGAGUGUAUAAAAUAUUAGGAAUUCAUCCCUCUGUGGGGUUUUUAUGUUUAGUAUGAGCAGUUUGAUCCUUAACAGCACCUUUGUUUGCCUUUGAGGGAUAUUGGUCUAAGUAACAAAGAUGUAAGUAAAACGCUCUUCUCUUGCCAGUCUCAUUCACAUUAAAAGCUUAUCUUUGUGGC
Messenger RNA from Podarcis muralis (Common wall lizard), 4644 nucleotides. The record is from RefSeq and is a predicted model, not a curated record. Lineage: Eukaryota; Metazoa; Chordata; Lepidosauria; Squamata; Lacertidae.